This is a messenger RNA of Prunus armeniaca (apricot), 765 nucleotides long. Lineage: Eukaryota; Viridiplantae; Streptophyta; Magnoliopsida; Rosales; Rosaceae. The record is from the annotation of a GenBank genome assembly.
AUGGAGGACCUACCAACAGAGCAGGAGGAAGAUCCAAAGCCCCCCACAAUUGAACCACUAAGGGAGGAGAUAUUGGAUCCGUCUGAUCCCGAUAGAAAAGUAUUGGUGGGCUCCCUCCUAUCCAACACCGAAAUGGAGCAUCUCGUCUCGUUCUUGAGGAAUAAUAAAGACGUGUUCACAUGGUCACAUGUGGAUAUGCCUAGAAUCGAUCCCAGUGUUGCUUGUCACCGCCUAAAUGUGGACCCUAGCCACCCACCACACCAACAGAGGCAAAGGAGGUUCGCGCCAGAGAGAAAUCAGAUCAUUAGCGACAAAGUGGAUAGACUUCUGGAGGUUGGGUUCAUCUGCGACGUGUGGUGCCCGACAUGGAUCUCUAAUUUGGUGGUUGUGGCUAAGAAGAAAGGAAAAUGGCGAGUUUGGGUCGAUUACAUCAAUUUAAACAAAGCCUACCCGAAAGACUGUUACCCGCUGCCUAAAAUUGAUCAGAUGGUGACCGGGUAUGAACUUUUAACUUUUCUUGAUGCUUACUCAGGGUACAACCAAAUCCCAAUGGUGGUCGAAGACCAAGAAAAAACAACUUUCAUUACCGAGCGUGGCUUGUAUUGUUACGUGGUGAUGCUAUUUGGUUUAAAGAAUGCAGGCUCAAUGUAUCAACGGUUGGUGAAUCAGAUGUUCAAAGACCAACUUGGGAAGAUAAUGGAAGUGUAUAUCGAUGACAUGGUUGUCAAAAGUGCGGUGAAAACCCAGCACCUGAGUCAUCUUUAG